Solea solea (common sole) is the source of this 2424-nucleotide messenger RNA. Its product is annotated as probable ATP-dependent RNA helicase DDX5. The coding region runs from base 138 to 2051 and encodes 637 amino acids. Gene Ontology annotation, biological process: alternative mRNA splicing, via spliceosome. The record is from RefSeq and is a predicted model, not a curated record. Lineage: Eukaryota; Metazoa; Chordata; Actinopteri; Pleuronectiformes; Soleidae. Gene Ontology annotation, cellular component: cytoplasm; nucleus; ribonucleoprotein complex. Gene Ontology annotation, molecular function: ATP binding; RNA binding; RNA helicase activity. The transcript has 13 exons.
AGUCAGACUUUUGUCUGCCGGCAUUUUCUUUUUAAUUUCUCACUGCCGACCACAGCUCCCGCACUCAUCUCCUGUGUUGUUUGUCGGCUACAAGGACUCAAACGAAGCCCGUUUUGCCCUCGGUGUUCUGCUACACUAUGCCUGGCUUUUCAGACAGGGAUCGUGGCAGAGAUAGAGGGUAUGGUGGAGGACCCCCUCGUUUUGGUGGUGGUGGUGGUGGUGGAGGCAGCAGGGGUGGACCUCCUGCAGGAAAGUUUGGCAACCCUGGUGAGAGGCUGCGAAAGAAGCAUUGGAACCUUGAUGAACUUCCAAAGUUUCAGAAGAAUUUCUACCAGGAACACCCAGAUGUCACCCACAGACCAGUUCAAGAAGUUGAGCAGUACCGCAGAAACAAAGAAGUUACAGUCAAAGGGAGAGAUUGCCCCAAACCAAUGGUUAAAUUCCAUGAAGCAUCAUUUCCAAGCUAUGUCAUGGAUGUAAUUGGAAAACAAAACUGGACCGAACCAACUCCGAUUCAGUCUCAGGGGUGGCCAGUUGCCCUCAGUGGCAAAGAUAUGGUUGGCAUUGCUCAAACUGGGUCUGGGAAAACUCUUGCAUACCUUCUGCCUGCAAUUGUACACAUCCAACAUCAGCCAUUCUUGGAGCAUGGAGAUGGACCAAUUUGCUUAGUGCUGGCACCAACCCGUGAGCUGGCUCAGCAGGUGCAGCAAGUGGCAGCUGAGUAUGGCAGGGCCUCCCGUCUUAAGAGCACCUGCAUCUAUGGUGGUGCACCCAAAGGACCACAGAUCAGGGACCUUGAGAGGGGUGUUGAGAUUUGCAUUGCUACUCCUGGUCGUCUCAUUGACUUCCUGGAGUGUGGUAAGACUAAUUUGCGUCGUUGCACCUAUCUGGUGUUGGAUGAAGCUGACCGCAUGCUGGACAUGGGAUUUGAACCUCAAAUCCGCAAGAUAGUUGAACAAAUCAGGCCAGACCGCCAGACUCUGAUGUGGAGCGCCACCUGGCCUAAGGAAGUUCGGCAGCUGGCUGAGGACUUCCUGAAGGACUAUGUCCAGAUCAACAUUGGAGCACUGCAGCUCAGUGCCAAUCACAACAUCCUGCAGAUAGUUGAUGUUUGCAAUGACAUGGAGAAGGAGGACAAACUGAUCCGUUUGCUGGAGGAGAUAAUGAGUGAAAAGGAGAACAAGACCAUUAUUUUUGUGGAGACGAAAAGGCGUUGUGAUGAACUCACUAGGAGGAUGAGAAGAGAUGGGUGGCCAGCAAUGGGAAUUCAUGGAGACAAGAGCCAGCAGGAGAGGGACUGGGUCCUUAAUGAGUUCAGAUAUGGCAAAGCUCCAAUCCUCAUUGCUACAGAUGUGGCCUCCCGGGGUUUAGAUGUGGAGGAUGUGAAAUUUGUCAUCAAUUAUGACUACCCUAACUCCUCCGAGGAUUAUAUCCACCGCAUUGGACGCACUGCCCGAAGUCAAAAAACGGGCACAGCCUACACCUUCUUCACCCCCAACAACAUGAAACAAGCCAGUGACCUGAUCUCUGUGCUCCGCGAGGCUAACCAGGCCAUAAACCCCAAGCUGAUCCAGAUGGCAGAGGACAGAGGAGGUCGCGGAAGGGGGGGAAGAGGUGGCUACAAGGAUGACCGCCGCGAUAGGUAUUCUGGGGGUGGGAGGAGCAACUUUGGUGGUAGUAGCUACAGGGAUAGGGACAGUGAUAGAGGGUUCGGCAAUGGGCCGAAACCUGCCUUUGGUGGCAGUAAGGCCCAAAAUGGUGGCAGCUAUGGAGGCAACAGUGGUAACUCUGGUGGCAGCUAUGGCAAUAGCAAUUAUAGCAACAGCAACGGACAGGGUAAUUUCGGUGCUCCGGCAAAUCAGGUGGGUGCCUUUGGUAACCAAAGCUUUCAGGGCCCCCCUCAGUUCGGGGCCAUGCAGAGGGCCGCUCAGAAUGGCAUGAACCACCCGCCAUUCGCAUUCAACUCUCAGCAACCACCACCACAGGCUCAACAGCCUCCACCCCCUCCACCAAUGGGGCCCUACCCCAUGCCACCACCUUUCCCACAGUAGAAAUAACGUACGCACAGUAUAUGGGAACCAAUGUGAUUUUUGUUCAGUCUUGAAUCUUACGGUAUGAUGAUGAUUAUUAUUAUUAUUAUUAUUAUUAUUAUUAUUGUUAUUAAUAUACUUUAAAAUGUUUAACUUGGUUUUGCUUACAGCAGGGUUGGAAUUAUUCAGUAAACCCAGAGCAUUAAAAGGAGUCAUAAAGUCUUCUCCUAUUGUGCACCUAUGAUUGCUGCACUUUUCCUUGACUGUUUUUGUUACAUUCCUCAGUAAUUUAUUUUUACUAGGUAAUGCAGUGUAUUCAGUUUUGUUAUGUUUAAAGUGAUGUUAAUGAAGAACAUUAAAAAGGGUGUGUGUGUGGCCCAUGAAAAAAUGGAAA